This is a messenger RNA of Effrenium voratum, 658 nucleotides long. NCBI's taxonomy places the organism in Eukaryota, Dinophyceae, Suessiales, Symbiodiniaceae. The record is from the annotation of a GenBank genome assembly.
GUUGUUUUGCUUGUCACGCAUGCCAGCGACAGCGAUUGGGACGCAUGUGGUCUGGAUGUCAACGUGCGCAAUGGCGCUCUCGCCCGAAGGCGCGUUCCAGAAUGACACGCGACGAUUGCAGGCGGCGCACACCUUCCUGAUGUCCGAGCUGCACUGCCAGAGCUGCUGCAAGGAGGAAUGGCGCUCCUGUCUUUGCAUUCUGGGCUGCGAUGUGUUCCAGGGCCAGUGCGACGGAGUGGACGCGGUUGAGAGCUGCGACGUGCUGCGGCGAUGCUACGAGAGGGUGGAUGAGCUGUCGCCCAAGGGCUUUGACUUUGUCUUCCAGUGCAAGCUGAUGAAGUGCAUCGCCUUCUGCAUGAACCAAGAGCAAGUGUGCGCCCCCAUCCGCAACAGCUUUGUGGCAACCUGUCAGAAUACGCGGGAGAGCGAGCUUGAGUGUGAUGUGUACUGCUCCGCCGCGCAGAGCUUGCGGGCCCCGCUGUUUGCGUGGCUGCUCUUGCACUUGCUCUCCAGGAAGGGCCUGCCUGGUGCGAAGCUCUUCGAUGCUCUUCGCAACAUCGCAACGGCGCUCACCUGGUGACCGAUGCAGCGCGAAAAUCAGGGAGCGAACUGGUUUGGCUGCAUCGCAACCGACGUCAAGGGUCAUCCUAAAGCCGGG